AUGGCGAAGCGGUGGUCUUCGAGGAACAGGGCCCUGGAGGAGCAGGUGGAGCACCGUGGCAUCAAGCGGAAGCUCUCUGAGGUCUUCAACGAGGGCAAGGAGAACGUCAAGUACCUCCCAGGCGUCGUGCUGCCUGACAACAUCCGCGCCGAGCCGGACUUGAAGAAGGCCGCAGAGGGCGCGGACGUGUACGUGUGGGUGCUGCCGCACCAGUUCGUGCCGAAGACCGUCGCCAACAUGGGCCCGGUCAAGGAGGGCGCGAUGUCCGUCAGCCUCAUCAAGGGCGGCCUCGAGCUCUCGGGCGGCAAGAUGGGCCUGUGCUCGGACGUCCUGCGCGGGCUGCUGAAACACAACGUCUCGGUGCUCAUGGGCGCCAACGUGGCUAACGAGGUCGCCGACGAGCAGUUCUGCGAGGCCACCUUGGGCACCGACGCGUCGGAGAAGGACCAGCAGCUCCUGGUCAAGCUCUUCGACUGCCCAACCUUCCGCGUGCGGGCGGUAUCGGACAUUGCGGGCGUGGAACUCUGUGGCGCCCUCAAGAACGUGGUGGCCCUUGGGGCUGGCUUCUGCGACGGAAUAGGUUUCGGCAGCAACACGAAGGCGGCUAUCAUCCGAAUCGGGCUGGAGGAGAUGACCGCCUUCAUCCGCCACUUCCACCCGACAGUGAAGGACGCCACCUUCCUCGAGAGCUGCGGCGUCGCGGACCUCAUCACGACCUGCUUCGGGGGGCGCAACCGGAAGUGUGCCGAGGCCUGGGUGAAGGCGGGGACCAGCAAGAGCUGGGCCGACAUCGAGAAGGAGCUCCUGGGGGGCCAGAAGCUGCAGGGCACGCUCACGGCGCAGGAGAUCUGGCCCAUCAUGCAGGCCAACAAGCUGACGAACCGGUUGCCACUGCUCACGACCAUAUACCAGAUUGCUUUUGAGGGCAAGGACCCGAAGAGCAUCGUGGAGCUCUCGCCAGCCGUCAAGGACGCCAACGAGCACGAGGGCAAGUGA
Messenger RNA from Prorocentrum cordatum, 996 nucleotides. NCBI's taxonomy places the organism in Eukaryota, Dinophyceae, Prorocentrales, Prorocentraceae. The record is from the annotation of a GenBank genome assembly.